Messenger RNA from Melopsittacus undulatus (budgerigar), 3007 nucleotides. RefSeq names its product NDRG family member 4 (gene NDRG4). The transcript has 17 exons. Lineage: Eukaryota; Metazoa; Chordata; Aves; Psittaciformes; Psittaculidae. Gene Ontology annotation, cellular component: cytoplasm. The coding region runs from base 75 to 1286 and encodes 403 amino acids. The record is from RefSeq and is a predicted model, not a curated record. Gene Ontology annotation, biological process: signal transduction; positive regulation of ERK1 and ERK2 cascade.
GCCGUCCUGCGCUCCCCGCACCGGCAUCGGCUCCAGCUCCGCUCGCUCCCGCCCGCCAGCUCCCGCCGCCCGGGAUGAAGGUUCUCCGGCACAAGAUCGAGCUGCUGACAGGGCUGUUGCUGCAAGAGAUGACCAUGGCAGGGCUACAUGAGCUGCGCUUCACUGAGGAGAAGCCACUGCUGCGGAGCCAGGACGCCGAGCUGGACAACUCGGAUGUCUUCCUCUCCACAGAGGACACUGACUGGAAGGAGCAUGACAUUGAGACCCCCUAUGGACUGCUGCACGUGGUCAUCCGGGGCUCUCCCAAGGGGAAUCGCCCGGCCAUCCUGACAUACCAUGACGUGGGCCUCAACUACAAGCUCUGCUUCAACACCUUCUUCAACUAUGAGGACAUGCAGGAGAUCACAAAGCACUUUGUGGUGUGCCACGUGGACGCGCCAGGCCAGCAGACAGGAGCCUCGCAGUUCCCUCAGGGGUACCAGUACCCAUCCAUGGAUCAGCUGGCUGCCAUGCUCCCCAGCGUGGUGCAGCACUUUGGGUUCAAGUAUGUGAUUGGGAUCGGUGUUGGGGCAGGAGCCUACGUCCUGGCCAAGUUUGCGCUCAUCUUCCCUGACCUAGUUGAAGGACUGGUCCUCAUGAAUAUCGAUCCCAACGGCAAAGGCUGGAUUGACUGGGCAGCUGCCAAGCUCUCUGGCCUCACCAGCACUCUGCCAGACACUGUUCUGUCACACCUCUUCAGCCAGGAAGAGCUGAUGAACAACACAGAGCUGGUCCAGAGCUACCGGCAGCAGAUUGGCAGCGUGGUGAACCAGUUCAACCUCCAGCUCUUUCUCAACAUGUACAACAGUCGCAGGGAUCUGGACAUCAACCGGCCUGGGACUGUGCCCAAUGCCAAGACACUGCGCUGCCCUGUGAUGCUAGUGGUCGGAGACAAUGCGCCUGCUGAAGAAGGGGUGGUGGAGUGUAACUCCAAGCUGGAUCCCACCAACACCACCUUCCUGAAGAUGGCUGACUCUGGCGGGCUGCCCCAGGUCACACAGCCUGGCAAGCUGACCGAGGCCUUCAAGUACUUCCUCCAGGGCAUGGGCUACAUUGCCCACCUGAAGGAUCGGCGGCUGAGUGGAGGCUCAGUGCCAUCUGCCAGCAUGACCCGGCUGGCACGCUCCCGCACAGCCUCCCUCACCAGUGCCAGCUCAGUGGAUGGCACCCGUCCGCGUGCCUACACCCACUCGGAGAGCACCGAGGCCAUGGGGCAGAUCAACCACACCAUGGAGGUAUCGUGCUGAGGUCCACGCCUGCCGCAGACAUCUUCUCCAGAGCCAUCUCCUAUCCAUCAGCAUCCCACCAGCACCCGCCUGCCCUGUGAAGAUCCUCCACCAGGGCCCUUGCUCCUUCGGGGUCAAUUUGUCUUCUUGGCCAUUGGCCUCAUCCCUUUGUCUGGUACCAGAAAAGGAGAGGGGUUUUACAUCCCAGCCUCCAGCUCCUGGCUCCGUCCAGCAGUCACCAUGGUUCUGCAUCGGUCCUCACCCUCCCCAGCAUUGGCCUGGCCAUGGGUUGAGAGGGUGGGUGGUGGCGGGGACAGGAUGGAGGAGCAGGGGCAAUGUGGAGAGAUUUGGGAUGGCACAGCAGGACAUGGACAGGACACAGGAGGUAGGUUAUUGCCCCAAUUAUCAACUGGUAUCUGGCCAAGCCAGAAGAAAGAUGGGGACAGGGAGUGGUGCUCACUGGGGGAGGCCACUGGGCCCUUCCCAGAAAUGCAGCUCCCAUUUUCCCCACCAGUCCUCCCUGAGGAGAGCUGGUACAGGAUCCCCAGCACAUCCAGGACCUGCUGUCCUGGAGCUGGCCCAGCAUUGUGAGAAAUCACAUCCCAAACUGUCCCCGUGCCCUGGUCAUGUACCCUGAGGGUUGCCCUGGCGCAGUGGGCUCAGCCCUGCUUCAGAAGCCUCCCACCUCCUCCAGAGGUGGGAGGGUGGCAUUGGGGGAGGUCCCCCUGCCUCUGCCUAUGCUCUUGCCCUGUGGUGGCAUAUCCUUGGUUCCUUGUUGCAAGAAGGACAAUCACCACCUGCCACCAACACCACCCUGGGUUUGGGGAUAAAGGGGAGCUCUCUGCCCUGACUAGCUCAGUCCCUACCACAGCAGCACUUCCACUAACAGCUCUUAGUCAGAGGCCACCGAGUUUGGGAUGCAACAUGGCAAAUCCCCCUCCAGUUUCACCACAGCCUGUGUGUGUCACUGCAGUGGAACCAUGAGCAAUAAGAUGAGACACACCCACCCCGCCUGCAAUGCUGGGACCCAUCAGCACUCUCUGCUCCACAGGGUGCAUCACUGCAGGAUGCUGGCAGUGUGACCAUGGAUGUCGGGAUCUCGUCAGUGGUUGGCUUUGCACACAGAGCUGGCCAGACCCAUCAUGGCCACCCCUGAUCCCCACAUCCCUCCAGUAUCUUGCCUGCGCACUGAGCAGGGCAUCUCUCAAGGGCUUGGCUCUCCUCAAGCUGUGGGGCCCAUCCAGCCACUGGCUCCAGUGGAUCCAGUCUGUCCUGGGCAUGGAGAGCUGUGUCACUGCAUAACCCACCUGGCCUCUGGUGCCAUCCCUGCCCUGCCCUUUGCAGAGCCUGGGUCCUCCCUCACCAGGGGCAGUGGCAAAUGGGUGCUCAAGCCUUCAUGGUGAUUUGUGGGGACCCACUGGUGCCACCAUUGGGGUUAGCAGAACCAGCCCCCAAAGUAACUGCCCCCAGGCCCCAUCCCCACUCUGCAGCAAAGGGCAUGGGGCACCCAGCACACAUACGAGAGCUUUUGGCCGUAAGACCCAUGCCCUGAUCCUCCCCUAUUGAAUAGCCACCCCAAAACACCAGUGUCCCCAUCUGUCCCCACUUGGUUCUGCUGUGUGCUUCCUUCUCAGUGUGACUCUGAAAGCUGUGUAGCUCCUUUUUACUGUAGAUAAUGCUGUGAUCUCGUCUUCUCAGCGUGUCCUUCCAGAUGAUAUAUAUAAAGAUACCUAUAUACAUGA